Diabrotica balteata is the source of this 618-nucleotide messenger RNA. NCBI's taxonomy places the organism in Eukaryota, Metazoa, Arthropoda, Insecta, Coleoptera, Chrysomelidae. The record is from the annotation of a GenBank genome assembly.
AUGGAAUACACUCCUUCUCCCAUAGAAUGUUUCAAAAAAGAUCUUAUAUAUUUAUACCAGCCUGAAGAGGGACAUAGCCAAACAGAUUUGGAACAAGCUCUACUAACAGCAAGCUCGUCACUUGAAAGAACAGACAGAGCAAGAGGAACCUUGUCGAUUCCAAGUAUACAUGAAGAACUAAUUGUACCAAGGACAACUUUAGAAGAGCAACCUAAACUCAGCGUCACCUCAUCACCCAAAGGCAGAGAUCGAGGGCCUUCUGAAGAACUCAUGAUGAUUGAUGCUUCUCCAAGAAAGAAAGCAAGAAGACAAUUAAUACCCGAUGAACCACGUCCCAGCGAUAAAACGCAGGAGGCUCCCAGGUACGGUAUACAUUUAUUAUUGAUAUCAAGAAUAAUAAGCCAACAAAGAAUUGUGGACCUUGUUACAAAAUUUAAUUUUGACGAAGGUUUUCCAACUAUUGAAGACUUAAGUGAAAAACCUCUUAAUAGAUUAAAUGUUGCUCGUUGCUUUAAUGAUUUGCUGGUAUUGUCUGCUACCAAGUAUCUAAGCUUAGUUCCUGAAGAUGAUUGCAUCGAGCUUAAAUACAUAGAGAAAGGUCCAAAAUUUAUAAAUUAA